Molecule: messenger RNA, 696 nt
Organism: Plasmodium relictum
Lineage: Eukaryota; Apicomplexa; Aconoidasida; Haemosporida; Plasmodiidae
Product: zinc finger protein, putative
Exons: 1
Coding region: 1-696 (231 amino acids)
Biological process (GO): mRNA splicing, via spliceosome
Cellular component (GO): U4/U6 x U5 tri-snRNP complex; spliceosomal complex
Molecular function (GO): zinc ion binding; nucleic acid binding
Source: RefSeq, a predicted model, not a curated record
AUGAGUAAAAAAAGGAAUAUUGAUGACUCACAUGAAAAUAAUAGCAUAAAUAAAAAAAGAUUAAACAUUGAUAAUUAUGGAAGAAAAAUAUGGGAUAAAGAGUAUUAUCAAAAAAAAGCAGAUGAAAAAGUUACGAAUGAAGAAGAUGAAUUAAUAUUAAAAUUAUUGCCUGAUUUAAAAAAAAAGAAAGUUCCCCCUGUACUUUCAGAAAGAAAAUUAUUAGAAGAAAGAAAAGAAAAUUUGUCCUUAGAAAAGAAUCUAGGAAAAAUUCAAAUUUUAACUCAAAAAACUCCUAAAGAAGAACAAGGGGGAUUCUAUUGUAAAAUAUGUGAAUGCAUUAUUAAAGAUUCUCAAACAUAUUUAGAUCAUAUAAAUGGAAAAAAUCAUAAUAGGAUGUUAGGAUAUAGUAUGAAAGUUAAAAGGGUUACAUUAGAUGAUGUUAAAAAAAAACUAAACAUUCUUAAAGAUAAAAAAGAAAACGAAACAAAAGAAAUUGAAAAAGACGCAUAUGAGGAAGCAAAAAAAAAUCUGAAAGAAAUACAGGAAAUUGAGGAAAAAAAAGCACAAAAAAGAAAAGAAAAAAAGUUACAAAAGAAAUUAGAAAAAAAGAAAAAAAAAGAAGAGUUACUCUCAAAAUUAGAAGAUGGUAUAAAUUCAGAAAUUAAAGAAUUAGGAUUACCUACUUCAUUUGUCUAA